GAGGCGGGGAUGGGCGGGGCUAAGGGCGGGGCGCGGUGCGUGGAAGGUGGGGCCGGGCGGGGCCUGUUCCUCGGUGUCUGACGGGAAUUGUAGUUCCGGGUGGAAGCCAGGCUCCCUUACAGGGUAGUGGGGACUGUAUUCUCAGAGGGUGAGCUGGGACGUCUCGGGCCGGCCGCUCGGUGCAGGUCCCGCAGCCGGAGAGUUUGAGAGACAGGCCAGGAAGGGGGUGUUUCUUUCCCUCGUCUCCUCGCUGAGGCGGGGCCGGCUCCGCUUUCCCUCGAUCGGUCCCUUGUGUCAGCUCUUCCUGGGCCCCACCAGAAAAGUCCGGGCCUUGAGGUUCGGAGUAGCGGCAGCGGGCCCGCACGAGAGUAAGGGACGCACCCCUCUUCGGCCCAGCCAUGGGCCCGACCCGGAAGCCCAACGUGUGCCGCAGGCUGAGUCGCCGAGCACUGGGCUUCUUCUCGCGCGACGCAGGCGUGGUGCAGAGGACGAACUUGGCCGUCCUGCGGGCGCUGGUGUGCCAGGAAAGUACUAAAUUUAAGAAUGUUUGGACAACUCAUUCCAAGUCACCUAUAUCCUAUGAGAGAGGAAGAAUAUAUUUUGACAAUUAUCGGUGCUGUGUCAGCAGUAUUGCAGCAGAGCCAAGAAAACUUUAUGAAAUGCCAAAAUGUUCCAAAGCAGAAAAAAUAGAGGAUGCAUUAUUAUGGGAAUGCCCAGUGGGGGAAAUACUUCCCAAUCCAUCAGAUUAUAAAUCCUCACUCAUAGCCCUGACAGCUCAUAAUUGGCUACUUCGAAUAUCAGCAACAACGGGAAAUAUCCUUGAGAAAAUAUAUCUUGCUUCUUAUUGUAAAUUCAGAUACUUGAGCUGGGACACUCCUCAAGAAGUCAUUGCAGUCAAGUCAGCUCAGAACAAAGGCUCAGUGGUGGCUCGGCAGGCAGGUGUUCAACAACCUGUUUUGCUAUACCUCGCAGUGUUCCGAGUUCUUCCUUUUUCACUCGUAGGGAUCCUGGAGAUCAACAAAAAGAUUUUCGGGAAUGUUACAGAUGCUACUUUGUCUCAUGGAAUACUGAUUGUGAUGUACAGCUCAGGACUGGUCAGACUCUAUAGUUUCCAAGCCAUCACUGAACAGUUCAUGCAGCAGAAACUUGACUUAGGGUGUGCAUGCAGAUGGGGUGGGACUACUGGAACUGUAGGAGAGGCUCCUUUUGGCAUUCCUUGUAAUAUUAAAAUCACAGACACUCCACCAUUACUCUUUGAGGUGUCGUCCCUGGAGAAUGCUUUUCAGAUUGGAGGCCAUCCUUGGCACUACAUCAUCACACCUAAUAAGAAGAAACAGAAAGGAGUCUUCCAUAUUUGUGCCCUAAAAGACAAUUCCUUGGCAAAAAAUGGGAUCCAAGAAAUGGAUUGUUGUUCUCUAGAAUCUGACUGGAUCUAUUUUCAUCCUGAUUCUUCUGGUAGAAUAAUACAUGUUGGCCCAAAUCAGGUCAAAGUUUUAAAGCUAAAUGAAAUAGAAAAUAAUAGUUCCCAGCAUCAGAUCUCUGAAGAUUUUGUCAUUUUGGCCAAUAGGGAGAAGAACAAAAAUGAAAAUUUACUCACUGUUACAGCUUCUGGACGGGUGGUAAAAAAAAAAUUUACUCUCUUGGAUGACGACCCAGAACAAGAGACUUUCAAAAUUGUGGACUAUGAAGAUGAGUUGGAUUUGCUUUCUGUGGUAGCUGUUACUCAGAUAGAUGCCGAAGGAAAGGCACACCUGGAUUUCCACUGUAAUGAAUAUGGAACUUUACUUAAAAGCAUUCCACUAGUGGAGUCAUGGGAUGUGACAUAUAGCCAUGAAGUCUACUUUGACAGAGAUUUGGUGCUACACAUAGAACAGAAGCCUAACAGGGUCUUCAGCUGCUAUGUUUACCAGAUGAGUUCUUUUGGGCAUGCGUGAUUUCUUCAUACCUCAGUAAGGUCCUGCGAUCUGUGAACCCAAACUCGAGAUGUAUUCCUGAGACUCUGCCUGCACACGCCCUUUGAAAAAUGCACCAGUGACAGGAUUAUAAUUAGAACACUUACGCCUGUUAUUAUUAAGCCAGGAGAGCAUCCAAUAAAAGUUCGGCACAGCCAUCAUUGUAUACAGACUGCCAUGGACCUGGAAAUGCAGCAAGUU
Tupaia belangeri chinensis (Chinese tree shrew) is the source of this 2153-nucleotide messenger RNA. It is a transcript of the gene DCAF17, whose product is annotated as DDB1 and CUL4 associated factor 17. NCBI's taxonomy places the organism in Eukaryota, Metazoa, Chordata, Mammalia, Scandentia, Tupaiidae. Gene Ontology annotation, cellular component: Cul4-RING E3 ubiquitin ligase complex. The transcript has 16 exons. Gene Ontology annotation, biological process: protein ubiquitination. The coding region runs from base 399 to 1934 and encodes 511 amino acids. The record is from RefSeq and is a predicted model, not a curated record.